Carlito syrichta (Philippine tarsier) is the source of this 2260-nucleotide messenger RNA. It is a transcript of the gene HSPA6, whose product is annotated as heat shock protein family A (Hsp70) member 6. Gene Ontology annotation, molecular function: misfolded protein binding; heat shock protein binding; ATP-dependent protein folding chaperone. The record is from RefSeq and is a predicted model, not a curated record. Gene Ontology annotation, cellular component: cytoplasm; vesicle; blood microparticle. The transcript has a single exon. NCBI's taxonomy places the organism in Eukaryota, Metazoa, Chordata, Mammalia, Primates, Tarsiidae. Gene Ontology annotation, biological process: cellular response to unfolded protein; protein refolding. The coding region runs from base 7 to 1938 and encodes 643 amino acids.
GCAGCCAUGUCCGCCUCGAGGGACCUGGCGAUCGGCAUCGACCUGGGCACCACGUACUCGUGCGUGGGCGUGUUCCAGCACGGCCGGGUGGAGAUCCUCGCCAACGACCAGGGCAACCGCACCACGCCCAGCUACGUGGCCUUCACCGACACCGAGCGGCUGGUCGGCGACGCCGCCAAGAGUCAGGCGGCGCUGAACCCGCACAACACGGUGUUCGACGCCAAGCGGCUGAUCGGGCGCAAGUUCGCCGACGCGACGGUGCAGUCAGACAUGAAGCACUGGCCCUUCCAGGUGGUGAGUGAGGGUGGCAAGCCCAAAGUGCGGGUGUCCUACCGCGGGGAGGACAAGACGUUCUACCCCGAGGAGAUCUCGUCCAUGGUGCUGAGCAAGAUGAAGGAGACGGCGGAGGCAUACCUGGGGCAGCCCGUGAGGCACGCUGUGAUCACGGUGCCCGCGUACUUCAACGACUCGCAGCGCCAGGCCACCAAGGACGCGGGUGCCAUCGCGGGGCUCAACGUGCUGAGGAUCAUCAACGAGCCCACGGCGGCCGCCAUUGCCUAUGGGUUGGACCGGCGGGGCGCAGGAGAGCGCAACGUGCUCAUUUUUGACCUGGGCGGGGGCACCUUCGACGUGUCGGUCCUCUCCAUCGACGCGGGUGUCUUUGAGGUGAAGGCCACUGCUGGAGACACCCACCUGGGCGGAGAGGACUUCGACAACCGCCUGGUGAACCAUUUCAUGGAGGAGUUCCGGCGGAAGCAUGGCAAGGACGUGAGCGGGAACAAGCGAGCCUUGCGCAGGCUGCGCACAGCCUGUGAGCGUGCCAAGCGCACCCUGUCCUCCAGCACCCAGGCGACCCUGGAGAUCGACUCCCUGUUCGAGGGCGUGGACUUCUACACGUCCAUCACUCGUGCCCGCUUUGAGGAACUGUGCUCAGACCUCUUCCGCAGCACCCUGGAGCCUGUGGAGAAGGCCCUGCGGGAUGCCAAGCUGGACAAGGCCCAGAUCCAUGAUGUGGUCCUGGUGGGAGGCUCCACCCGCAUACCUAAGGUGCAGAAGCUGCUACAGGACUUCUUCAACGGCAGGGAGCUGAACAAGAGCAUCAACCCUGAUGAGGCUGUGGCCUAUGGGGCUGCCGUGCAGGCGGCGGUCUUGAUGGGGGACAAGUGUGAGAAGGUGCAGGAUCUUCUGCUGCUGGAUGUGGCUCCCUUGUCCCUGGGGCUGGAGACAGCAGGUGGAGUGAUGACCACGCUGAUUCAGAGGAAUGCCACCAUCCCCACCAAGCAGACCCAGACCUUCACCACCUACUGUGACAACCAGCCUGGGGUCCUGAUCCAGGUGUAUGAGGGUGAGAGGGCCAUGACCAGGGAUAACAACCUGCUGGGGCGCUUUGAACUCAGUGGGAUCCCUCCUGCCCCACGUGGAGUCCCCCAGAUUGAGGUGACCUUUGAUAUCGAUGCCAACGGCAUCUUGAGUGUGAUGGCCACCGACAGGAGCACAGGCAAGGCUAACAAGAUCACUAUCACGAAUGACAAGGGCCGACUGAGCAAGGAGGAGGUGGAGAGGAUGGUUCGUGAGGCCGAACAGUACAAGGCUGAGGAUGAGGCCCAGAGGGACAGGGUAGCUGCCAAAAAUUCCCUGGAGGCCCAUGUCUUCCAUGUGAAGGGAUCCUUGCAAGAGGAAAGCCUAAGGGACAAAAUUCCCGAAGAAGACAGGCGUAAAGUACAAGACAAGUGCCAGGAAGUCCUUGCCUGGCUGGAGCACAACCAGUUGGCAGAGAAGGAGGAGUAUGAGCAUCAGAAGAGGGAGCUGGAGCAAGUCUGUCGCCCCAUAUUCUCCAGGCUCUAUGGGGGGCCUGGUGUCCCUGGGGGCAGCAGUUGUGGGGCUCAAGCCCGCCAGGGGGACCCCAAUACCGGUCCUAUCAUAGAGGAGGUCGAUUAAAUGGCCACACGUGAUGAGUCAGCUGUGAUUGUAAGGCUGGACUUACGGACCUACUAGACUCUUCUGUGACCCUGCCCUGUAACUACAGGGAUGAAAGGCUGGGGGGGGGGGGCCUUCCUCCCAAAGCUGGAGGUUUUUUCCCAGUGUGUUUGUUUGCUGACUUCUUUUCCCCUUUAAAUCCUCUUCUCCCACUUCAAACACAGUCAUUAAUUUAUUAACACUUGUGUGGUACUUUUACAUUUCUUUCACCUACAUUUUGUUUAUUUUGUUACUUGCACAUAUGGAUUUUGUUAUGUGAAAUAUAGUUGUAGAUCUUAAUAAA